AUGAUCAGGAGAGAGUCAGGAUGGGGUAGAAACGUUCUUGAUGUCAGCAAUACUAGUGCUUUCACCCAAACUAUUUCGGAAAGAUAUUUCCAAGAAAUCAUUAAAAAAUACAAGAAAACUUGUAAGAUGUUAUCGUUACAUACAAUGCAAUCAAAUAUGUCAGAAUCAGAAUAUCUUACACACGUCUUGGGUCCAAGAUUCUUACCGUUAGAUGUCAUUAUUCCUUUAACAACAAUUUACGCAAUAAUAUUUUUUUUGGGUAUUAUCGGAAAUCUAGCUACUUGUUUAGUUAUCAUUAAAAACUCAUUUCUACAGAGUGUCACAAAUUUUUAUUUAUUCAGUUUAGCAAUAUCUGACGUUACACUCCUAUUGUUAGGACUACCAAAUGAGUUAAGUGUAUUUUGGCAACAAUAUCCCUGGGUUCUUGGACUUGGACUAUGUAAAUUUAGAGCAUACUUAUCUGAAAUGUAA
Messenger RNA from Copidosoma floridanum, 471 nucleotides. Its product is annotated as neuropeptides capa receptor. Gene Ontology annotation, biological process: neuropeptide signaling pathway. Gene Ontology annotation, molecular function: neuromedin U receptor activity. NCBI's taxonomy places the organism in Eukaryota, Metazoa, Arthropoda, Insecta, Hymenoptera, Encyrtidae. The record is from RefSeq and is a predicted model, not a curated record. Gene Ontology annotation, cellular component: plasma membrane.